AUGAAUUCAUUAGUUAAUAUUUGUAACUUGAUAUUAAACAAUGAUUGUUUAAAUGAUAAGUUUAAUAAUAGAAAGGUUUAUCAUCUUAAUAAAGAUUGUAAAUUAAGUGUCGAAGUAAAUAAUCAAAAACAGGAUGUUAAAUUAGAAGAUAAAGAGUAUAAAGAUUUAAUUAAAAGAUUAAUUAACAAUCUUAAUAAUAAAUCAAUAUUAUACCAAACCAAUAAUAAUCAAAGUGAUAAUGAAUUGUUAUUUUUUAAGACAUUUAAUGAUUAUUUCCUAAUUAAGGAAGAGUAUAAUAAUAAUUCUAGAAUAUUGUAUGUGCCAGUAUGUCUACUAAACAAUGGAGAAGUGACCUAUGAAGGAUAUCUUAAAAUAAUAGAAGAUGAUAAUAAAGAUUUUAUUUUAAAAGAUAACGUUGAUUUAAAUACUAUCAAAGCAGUUAAAGUGAGUAAGUUAGCUAGUUUACUAAAUUUAAAUUUUAAAGAGAAAAUGAUUUUAGAUUCAAAAUUAUUUAGUUUAAAAUAUGAUAAAGAUAUUUUAAUUAUUGAUAACAAUCUUUCAUGUUCUCAAAUUUUAAGAAAAAUUGAUAAAGGAACAUUAUGUUUAACUAAAAUAUUCAUUGCUGCUGUAAUAGUUGUGUUAUUGGUAGUUUCAGUACUUAUGGGUAAGAAGAUUAACAAUGAAAAUGAAAUAGUAAAUGACGUAAGUUAUGAAGAUUUUUUAGAUGAAAAAAAGUAUAAUUUUUUUAAUGAAAACAAUAUUUUUAAUGAGAUUGUUUUAAAUGAAGAGGUAAUAAAGAAUGAAGAAACUGAAAUAAUUAAUUUUAUUGAUAAUCAAUUAGAGGUGUUAGAUUCACUUUGUAAUGAGACUGAGGAGAAAAUGUAUGAAGAAGUAUUUUCAGUGUCUAAUCCUGAAAAAUUAUCAGAUGAAGCCAUUUUUUAUAGAAAUGAAGGAUUUAAAUCACUAAGAAAAAAAGAUGAUUAA
Hepatospora eriocheir is the source of this 984-nucleotide messenger RNA. The record is from the annotation of a GenBank genome assembly. Lineage: Eukaryota; Fungi; Microsporidia; Hepatosporidae.